Molecule: messenger RNA, 963 nt
Organism: Gavialis gangeticus (Gharial)
Lineage: Eukaryota; Metazoa; Chordata; Crocodylia; Gavialidae
Product: heart- and neural crest derivatives-expressed protein 2
Exons: 2
Biological process (GO): heart development; regulation of transcription by RNA polymerase II
Molecular function (GO): DNA-binding transcription factor activity, RNA polymerase II-specific; protein dimerization activity; RNA polymerase II transcription regulatory region sequence-specific DNA binding
Source: RefSeq, a predicted model, not a curated record
CCCGGGGCGCGGCCCGUGAAGCGGCGGGGCACGGCCAACCGCAAGGAGCGGCGCAGGACUCAGAGCAUCAACAGCGCCUUCGCCGAGCUGCGCGAGUGCAUCCCCAACGUGCCGGCCGACACCAAGCUGUCCAAGAUCAAGACCCUGCGCUUGGCCACCAGCUACAUCGCCUACCUCAUGGACCUGCUGGCCAAGGACGACCAGCACGGCGAGGCCGAGGCCUUCAAGGCCGAGAUCAAGAAGACGGACGUCAAGGAGGAGAAGAGGAAGAAGGAGCUGAACGAGAUCUUGAAAAGCACAGUGAGCAGCAACGAUAAGAAAACCAAAGGGAGGACUGGCUGGCCGCAGCACGUCUGGGCUUUGGAGCUCAAGCAGUGAGGAAGAACUCGAGGAGCUCACCGUCUCCUCCUCCUCCUCCUGGACUCGUGAGAGAGCUCUGAUCCGAGGACUCUUUGUGUUUGGAAUCAUCCAGUUAAUUUAUGUGCAAUUUCCCCCCACUCCCUCCACCAUGUGGAUAUCCGAAGACAAAGCAUUCCAUAUUUUAAUAUGAAGAGGAAGCGCCAGCUUGGUAAGGGGUAAAGUCUCAAUAGUUUCCUGAAUGUGAUUGCUCUGUACAGACCCCACGGGUAAAGAUAGAAAAGGGGGAGGCGGGGGGAAAGGACUCCCUGGCAUUAGUGUGUAUGUGAAGUGUAUCUCUAAUUCUGGCCCUUUUUGGAUAUAAAUAUUCAUGGGAUUCUAAAGUUAUAUUUCAGCAGAAACAGUUGCACCAGUGCUCCAGCUGACUUGGUAUUUAGUGUCGUCAUUUUGUUGUGGUCGUUCAGUAUUGGCAGAUGUUUUCAACAGUUAUUUGUUAUGUGCACUUCCGUCCUUAAGGAAAAGAAGAAGAAAGUGGAGUUUAAUUAAUAUUGAAGGUGUAAACGUUGUAAGUAUUCAAUAAACCACUGUGUGUGUUUUUUUUUUUUU